This is a messenger RNA of Perca flavescens (yellow perch), 1578 nucleotides long. RefSeq names its product ras-related protein Rab-3A. The record is from RefSeq and is a predicted model, not a curated record. The transcript is spliced from 6 exons. Bases 148 to 807 code for a protein of 219 amino acids. Gene Ontology annotation, molecular function: GTPase activity; GTP binding. Lineage: Eukaryota; Metazoa; Chordata; Actinopteri; Perciformes; Percidae.
CACAAGCUACUGCAGGUGCAAAGCUGGGAAGCCGAGGAUAAAACACGCGCUUCACGGAGGUGGCGCUAAUCGCCAAAUGUGCCUCUAUGAAUCUGGACCUCUCUAUGGACGGCGUAGCUAAAAGACAGGGAGGGAGCCGCGGAGUUGAUGGCGUCUGCAAAUGCCACAUACGGACAGAAGGAGUCCUCGGACCAGAACUUUGAUUACAUGUUUAAAAUCCUCAUCAUUGGCAACAGCAGCGUAGGAAAGACUUCCUUCCUCUUCCGCUAUGCAGACGACUCCUUCACGCCAGCCUUUGUCAGCACAGUGGGCAUCGACUUCAAGGUGAAGACCAUCUACAGGAACGACAAGAGGAUAAAGCUGCAGAUAUGGGACACUGCUGGCCAGGAGCGCUACAGGACGAUCACCACAGCUUACUACAGGGGGGCCAUGGGCUUCAUCCUCAUGUAUGACAUCACCAACGAGGAGUCCUUCAACGCCGUUCAGGACUGGUCGACCCAGAUCAAGACGUACUCAUGGGACAAUGCCCAGGUCCUCCUGGUGGGGAACAAGUGUGACAUGGAGGAUGAGCGGGUGGUGGCCUCAGACAGGGGCCAGCAGCUGUCAGAACAGCUGGGUUUUGAGCACUUUGAAGCGAGCGCUAAAGAUAACAUCAACGUGAAGCAGACCUUCGAGCGGCUGGUGGACAUCAUCUGUGAGAGGAUGUCCGAGAGUCUGGACAACAACGACCCGGCUGUCACGGGCAAUAAACAGGGGCCCCAGCUCACCGAGCAGCCUCAGAGGUCCCAUCAGGAUUGUGCUUGCUAGACUUGACUCAACACAAACACACUGCUGUCCUAAAAUCCACACACCUUUUUCUUUUUUUUUUUUUUUAGGUUUGUCUUUCACUUUCUUUUUCUUUCUCAUAGGUAUGUGCACAUACACACAAACACUGCCAUGCAGAGACACACAACCUGGCUGCUUAGAUUUUCCAUCUCUCACCUCACCAAGAGCAUUAUCCCCAAAGAUUUGGUGUUGUCAGUAACGUCAUCUUAAAGUUUUUGUGGAUUUCAGUAAUGCAGAGUUUAUGUGAUAGUGCUGAAUUAGUCAGAGUGGUGAAGAACAUUUAACAGAGGUACAAUCCCAAUCUGUUUUUUCUUUCUUAUUUGCACACACACACACACACACACACACACUAACUAUAUUGUAUCCUAACAGAAUUAUAGAAGGCCAUGAAGGUUGAGACUUCAUCAUUCCUUGUUGUCUGCUGUUGGGUUUUAAUAUAAAAGGCUGUGGAUCCUCCACUCCCAGGCCCCACUCAGUACCAAAGCCUCAAACCUAAAUUCAGACAAAUCCGUUGCAUUUGUUUUUCUUUUAGUCCGAUUGGAAAUAUACAUUUGAUGCUGUGGAGAGGAAUUGCUGUUUAUUUAUUUUUUUUACUUUUUUGAGUUUGUCAGGUGUGGUUUUGAGCAUGUGGAAUCACCGGUCAUUCCCCAUGUCGUGAUUGAGUUUCUACAGAUAAUUAUGCUCCCAGUUUAAGGUCCAAAUGGGUUCAUUUGAAAGUUUGUUGUCCUUUUUUUUUUUUUUUAGGAAUGUACG